UCACAUCUCUGCGUAAGUCAACUGCUAGGAAAACAUGAAGCAGCUCCUGUUUUUAACAUUCUUUCUAUAUGUCCACGGAACAUUGGCAAUUAAUUGUGAUGUCGAACCAAAAACUACAGAAGCAGUACUCCGAAAAAAACUCCUCUGCUCUAAAUACGAUAAAUCGGAACGACCAGUGAAGAAUCAUACCAUUCCAGUGCUCGUAGACAUGCAUAUGAUUAUGCAAAAUUUUAACUUUGAAGACAACCUUCAAAAAUUGUACAUCAACGUGUGGCUAUUGCUGCUUUGGAAGGAUGAAUAUUUAAAUUGGAAUCCAAUGGAGUACGAUGGCAUCAUAGAACUCAUCAUAGAAUCUGACGAUAUCUGGGUUCCCGACAUGCUCCCGUAUUCGGCUUAUUACAGCAACAACCUAGAUACCGCAUGCACUACACCAAAGUGUCUGCUGGAGAGUACCGGGAAGAUAAAGUGUGUCCCUGCCUGCGAGUACCACACGCUGUGUCGAUCGGAUUACACCAAUUGGCCGUUCGAUCGGCAAAACUGUAGUAUCCGCUUCGGAAUGUGGGCGGAACAUUCGAAGGAGAUUGACUUCGUCGCAAACGAAACGUCAUUCGCUUCAGAGGAAACCAACAGUCACAACGAGUGGAAAAUUCUUUCCAUGAGUGUGCAAAAAUACGAUUCACCACUACCGGAGAAAAACACUACCUAUCCAUCAUUGAUCUACAACUACAUCCUGGAACGACACUCCGGAUCGCAUUGUGCAGUCGUACUAACACCUGCUUUUGUAAUGGUUGCCAUAAAUUUGAUAGCGCUUUGGUUGAAAUGUUACUCUUUGGAUCGAAUGCUCCUGCUUGGAGCGAACCUUUUUAUACAUUUUCUGUUCAUCGAAAAUCUUUACUGGAUGAUUCCCUAUAAUGGAUCGACAACGCCCUCUUUUUUACUUUUCUUCCGAGACUCCCUAGUACUCACAUCAUGCAUCUUGUACGCGACAGUUUUUCUCAAAUACGUGUUCUUCAGUGACAAGGAAGCACCACUGGCUAUCAGGGGUUUACUAGUAUCCAUAGCCAGUAACCGCUUGGCACAGAAGCUUUUCAGUGCAGACACGGAUGAAGACGAUAGUAGUCACAAUGCGAUAGAAAAUGACCGUGCCAAUGAGCGUUCCGCUGAGGAAAUAACCGAAGAUACUGUAAUUUUGGUUGAUGGCAAUCCGAACGAGCCGGAAAAAAUUAACGGGACGAGAAAGCUGUGUAGAAUGGUAGCAGUAGUGUGCGAUAAACUUCUCUUUGUGGGAAUAACUAAUACAGGACUCAAUGCGGAAGUUUUUCGCGGUAGCGAUGAAACAGCUCGAAGCUCAGAACUCGUACUGAAACGGGUUUGCUCUGACGAAGUGAAAAUGUUAACUUCCCUGAUGGCAAUCCCAAUGGCGGUCAACAGGUUAAGAGACUUGGAUAGACGGCUCGCAAAAGAUCUGGAGCUGCGCAGAAGGCUGAACGAACAAAUCGAAAGCUUCGAACAGAAAGAAUAUGUCCGUAAGGUGUCAGUGGAUGAACUGAAGAACAUCAACCCGCAACGAGCGUUGUAUCUCCGGCUAGAGAUAGUGUCAAUGUCAAUUCCUAAGAAACCGGAUAAAAUUCGAAUGGUUUGGGAUGCCACAGCGAAAGCUGGAGGUGUAUCAUUUAACGAUAUGCUGCUGAAAGGUCCGCAUCCCCUCGUUCCGCUUAUAGAAGUUCUGCUGCAGUUUAGGGAAAGCAUUAUCGACGUCAGAGCCUAUCCGGACUCCAACAUUAAUUCGGAUCACUACAUACGAUACCGGCGCCUACCACAGUAUGAUCUAGCGCGACUGGAGCAAGCGGGUAUCGCCGAAACUACGCGUUAUCUCUCGUAA
This is a messenger RNA of Sabethes cyaneus, 1882 nucleotides long. Its product is annotated as acetylcholine receptor subunit alpha-like. Lineage: Eukaryota; Metazoa; Arthropoda; Insecta; Diptera; Culicidae. The transcript is spliced from 8 exons. Gene Ontology annotation, cellular component: membrane; synapse; neuron projection. The record is from RefSeq and is a predicted model, not a curated record. The coding region runs from base 35 to 1882 and encodes 615 amino acids. Gene Ontology annotation, molecular function: extracellular ligand-gated monoatomic ion channel activity; transmembrane signaling receptor activity; neurotransmitter receptor activity. Gene Ontology annotation, biological process: monoatomic ion transmembrane transport; regulation of membrane potential; chemical synaptic transmission.